AUGAUAGGAGCUAAUCUUCUGCUUACGACAGAGUACCAUCUAGCAACAAACGGGAUGGUCGGAAGAUUGCAUUGGCAGUUAAAAGCAGGAAUUAAGUACCACAAAAACAAUUCUUAUUCUGUAAAAGUCCCUCGGAGGAAAGUGAGCCAUUUGAAACCAAUUCCAGAGACAAGGUUUGGGGCAAGAAAAACAUUCGUUUUUAAGGAAUUAUCUUGUUCACCCUUCGUCUUCAUUAGACAUGAAGCAGUAGGUGAUUUAUUUCAACCAAAUUAUGAUGGACUAUUUGAAGUUAAGGAACGAAACGAUACAAUUUACACGGUUAUAAUAAAAGGAAAACAGGUUACAGUUUCCAACGACAGAUUAAAAAGGGCGUUCAUCCGUGAAGAAAAUACCAAGAAUAAAAACGCAGCUGAUGAAGAAGCUGUAAAUGACGAUAACUUAGAGGAACGACAACGACAACAGCCAGGAAUGCAACCAUAG
Messenger RNA from Belonocnema kinseyi, 480 nucleotides. RefSeq lists its product as uncharacterized. Lineage: Eukaryota; Metazoa; Arthropoda; Insecta; Hymenoptera; Cynipidae. Bases 1 to 480 code for a protein of 159 amino acids. The transcript has a single exon. The record is from RefSeq and is a predicted model, not a curated record.